CGCACCACACCUCCUUUUCCCCUUCCUCACUUAAGAGAAUAAGAGCUCAUCGGAGACACAAACGCAAACCAACCGAUCAAACUGCCAGCUAGCCAUGGGCAAGGACUGCGGCAACCACGGGGGCGACCACCUCCGGAACGGCUGCCGGCGCCUGCUGGCCGUGACCCUGAGCCUGGCCUUCACCGUCGCCGUCAUCGCCCUCAUCGUCUACCUGGUGCUCCGCCCAACCCACCCGCACUUCUCCCUCCAGGACGGCUCCCUCCGGCAGCUCGAGCUGUCCAACUCCUCGGGCCUCCUCUCCACCUCCCUCCAGGUCACCGUCGCCUCCCGCAACCCCAACGACCGCGUCGGUGUCUACUACGACCGCCUCCACGUCUACGCCUCCUACAAGUAUCAGCAGAUCACGGUCGCCGCCUCGCUCCCGCCGGUCUACCAGGGCCACGGCGACGUCGACGUAUGGUCGCCGGUGCUCGACGGGCCCAACGUCCCCUUGGCACCCUACCUUGCGAGCACCAUCUCCCAGGACUGCCUGGCUGGCCAGCUCAUGCUCCAUGUCAAGAUAGACGGCCGCGUCAGGUGGAAAGUCGGCAGCUGGAUCUCCGGCCACUACCACCUCUUCGUCACCUGCCAGGCCUUCCUCACCGGCGGCGGCGGCGGCGGCGGCAACGGCGCAUCAGGGGCCAGCGGGUUCAAGUUCCACAAAACCAAUGGAUGCCGCGUAGAGGUCUAGUCGCCGGUGAGAGGUUUCUUCUUGGAUUGUGUCCAUAGUGACCGCACAGGCACAGAUCGGUGUUAAUAAUUACUCUAUUAUGUGUGGUUAAUUAUAAGUGUAAAGCUGGGGUGCAUGGUUUACCGUUUACGUAGGGCAAGUUAACACGGUGCUUUAUAUGCCGCCUUCAUAGCAGGUUACUCUUCUGUUACUGUUACACAAAGGUUAAUUGUCAA
Hordeum vulgare subsp. vulgare (domesticated barley) is the source of this 945-nucleotide messenger RNA. Its product is annotated as NDR1/HIN1-like protein 12. Gene Ontology annotation, biological process: defense response to other organism. Bases 95 to 730 code for a protein of 211 amino acids. Lineage: Eukaryota; Viridiplantae; Streptophyta; Magnoliopsida; Poales; Poaceae. The record is from RefSeq and is a predicted model, not a curated record. The transcript has a single exon.